AUGGCAGCCUGGACACUCGCAGACAUCGUCGACAGCCUCACGCGCAACCCACACCACAUCAGCCAGCCAGAGAUAUUCCACUCAUCCCUCAACAUCCUCAGAAACCCACUUUCCAUCCCCACAGCCACCCUCCACUCGCUCCUCGACCUGCUGCCCUCCGCAUUCGAAGCACUGCUCACAGCCACCCUGCGCGACGCCAACCCCGCCGACCACACCGCCUACAGCGCACACCGCCCACACCUCGAGCGCUUCGCCUUCCUGCUCCAGGCACUCGUCGAAGCCUGCGAGAAGCGCAGGACGACCGCCGAACCCACCUCCAACAGACCCACCCAAAGGAAACAGCAACAGAACACCACCUUCGACUGGGCACCCCACAUCCCCGACCUGCUCAACGCCCUCCUCAAGGCACUCGCACUCAAGACCGAGUUCAUCUGGCCCACCUCCCAGGACAGGGACGCGUUUAUCGGCUGCUUCACCAAACCCGUCUACCAGAUCCUCGAGAUCAAGCCUUUCGCCGACAGCCUCCCCAUCCGCAUCCCCGCCUUCAAAAUCAUCUGCACAGCCGCCAAGAGCCAUGGCCAGAUCUACAGCACUCAGACCUCCAUCCUCCAAAAACUCCAGUACUUCGACCAUCUCUCCGAAUACAUGGCCGAGCUCACUCACCUGCUCGUCGAAUCAAAGGACUUGCCCCAGCUAGCCGACGCCAUCCUGCGCGAGAUCAGCACCAAGACCUUCUCGGCCCAAGACAACAAAGGCCCCCGGAGCUUCUCGCGCUACCUCGUCAAGCUCACCACCCUCGCCCCCCGUCUAGUCUUCCGCCAGAUCGUCAUCCUCCAGAAACACCUCGACAGCGAAUCCUACGUCAUGCGCAUCUGCCUGCUCGAGAUCUUUGACGAUCACCCCGACAACCAGCUGGGCGGGGCCGCCGGAGGGAGAGAUAAGGAGAAUCAGUCCCAGGGCGUCAAGCUCGAUGGCUUCUUCAACCUCCUCUUCGAUCGCUUCUGCGACUCCAACACCUUCGUCAGGGUCAAGGUCGUCAACAUCUUCGAGGACAUCCUAAAGCUCUCUGUGCCCUUCCCCAAACAUCGCUUACGGCUGGCCGCGAUGGCGCUACGCUCAUUGGAAGACAAGUCUUCGCAAGUCCGCAAACAUUGCAUGACAGUGCUCAGCAGACUGAUCGAGACCCAUCCUUACGGGGUCAUGCAUGGGGGCGAGCUGGAGAUCGGCGAGUGGCAGGCCAGGUACGACGAGAUCGUCAAGGAGCUCAGCGUGCUCGAUCUGCCGGCCAACAACGGCGUGGACGAGGAAAGACCCGCCAAGAAGAACAAGACCCCAAGGACGAGCCAAGCUGCUGCAGAGAUGGACGUGGCGGCGGUCGACCAACAACAAGCGGCGCUCUCGACGUACGACUCGCAAGAGCUCAUGAAGCUCCGGCUGACCAAGAAGUACUACGCAGAUGCGAUCCAGUUCAUCCACAUCCUCCACAACGCCGUGCCGGCCAUCGAGAAGCUGCUGGCCUCCAAAGUAGCGGGGAACGUCGAGGACGAUAUCGCUGACGUCGUCUUCCAUGCUAGGGAGAAGGAACUCUUGUUUGGCAAGCAGUCUAUCCUCGCUGUGUUUGCGCCUAUGACCGUCCAGAUCUGUGGGCUCCCGGCGGUGUAUAAGAACGAAACGCUCCAGACGGCCGCAGCACUCUCGCUGGGCAAAUUCAUGUGUGUGAGCGGGGAGUUCUGCGAGAAGCAUCUGAUGCUACUGUUCAAGAUCUUGGAGACAUCGCAGAACCCGGCGGUGCGCUCGAACAUCAUCAUCGCCCUGGGGGACAUCGCGGUCUGUUUCGCGACGAUCAUGGACCAGCAUUCCGACGGGCUUUAUAAAGGCCUGGCCGACCCGGACCUCGACGUCAAGAAGAACACGCUCAUGGUCCUCACCCAUCUCAUCCUCAACGGCAUGAUCAAGGUCAAGGGCCAGCUCGGCGAAAUCGCCAAGUGCAUCAACGACCCCGAGAAGAGGAUCUCCGAGCUUGCCCAGCUCUUCUUCGACGAACUCUCGAAGAAGGACCAGAACGCUAUCUACAAUAAUCUGCCGGACAUGAUCUCGCACUUGUCCGUCGGCAAACAUGCGGUUGACGCGCCCCUGUUCCGUUCGGUGAUGGACAACAUCUUCAAACACCUCAAAAAAGACAAGCAAUCGGAGGCGAUCGUCGAGAAGCUCUGUCAACGCUUCAGACUCGUCGGCGAGCUCCGGCAGUGGCAGGACAUCGCUUAUUGUCUCGCCCUGUUACAGUUCAAGUCCGAGAAAGCGCUCAAAAAGUUGGUCGAUGGGCUGCCGUCGUAUCAGGAUAAGCUGUACGACCCCGAAGUGUUCAAGAGCUUCGAAGACAUCUUGACGAAGGUGAAGGCGAACAAGUGGGCCAAGGAGCAUGGCGACCUGGUCGAGUUCGAGAAGGCGCUCCGGGCCCAGAAGGAGAAGGGCGAGGAGGACCAGCUGAUGGAGCGCAAGGUCCACAAGAAACAGGCUGUCGUCCGCAAGCGUCGCCAGAAGCAAGCCGUCGCCCCGCCCCCGUCCCGAAAGCCAAGCCGCCCGCAACCCGGCCCGCUCGCUCCACACGCCAAAGUAGUCGCAGGAAUCGGAGAGACGCGACGCCGUCGUCGGACGACUAAGGUCGCCUCCGCCGCCCGCUCGGCUUGUCCGACCCCACACCGGCCUGGCAGGCCGCGCUUCCCCACGCUUGUUGUUGUAAUCCAGCCCCGGGCGGCCUUCUUGUGUGUUCUUUUGCCCGCGCGUCCUGCGCCCAGGCUCGGAAAGGUCCCUGCGGAUGUCGGGCCGGGCGAUGGAGCAGUGUACAUAAUUGGGCCCCCGCUCGGCCCGCUCGAGCGCGGCUUCGAGCGCGCUGGGAGAGCGCUUCCCGUGGAUGCCCCGGAUGCCCCUGGACGCCCUUCUGUAGGACCUGCUUGA
Puccinia triticina is the source of this 2955-nucleotide messenger RNA. RefSeq lists its product as uncharacterized. Gene Ontology annotation, molecular function: histone binding. Gene Ontology annotation, biological process: mitotic cell cycle; meiotic chromosome condensation; mitotic chromosome condensation. The record is from RefSeq and is a predicted model, not a curated record. The coding region runs from base 1 to 2955 and encodes 984 amino acids. Gene Ontology annotation, cellular component: condensed chromosome, centromeric region; nucleus. The transcript is spliced from 17 exons. Lineage: Eukaryota; Fungi; Basidiomycota; Pucciniomycetes; Pucciniales; Pucciniaceae.